UUGACUGACAAUCCCGCAGUCUAAUCCAGAGAGUGAGGAUGCACAGCAGCGGUGAUAUGUGUCGAAUGAACAUCGGCUAACUACUUCUUUCGGCUGUGAUUGACAAAAGCCAGCUAACACUUUGUUCAUCCAGCCCUCAGAGACCAUUGUUGAACCUGAAACCGUCGGUACAGAUCUGAUCCAGAGCGGGACCUCGCAGACGUUACGUUGGGACAAUGGAAUCUAACGUUAUGCCGGACAGUAUCCGCCCUCAGAGGCUACAGCCAGGCAUUGGGUUCGGUUCAGGACCGACCGGGACCCUCCGCUCCUCUCUCCGUCCCGGGGUUACGGUCCCCAUCGCGCCGCUGCUGCCCUCCCCGGCCUCUCUGGCCGCUUCGUCCGGGCCUCCUCCUCCGCCGCCUCCGCUGCAGCUCCACAGCCUGUACGGCGGUAUCGGAGCGGGGCUGGGGCAGGGGGCUGCCGGCCACUGUAACCCGGGGAACCCGGCGGUGCUGAAGGAGGCGGUGGAGGCUGUGGUCCGCAGCUUCGCCAAACACACACAAGGUUACGGCAGAGUAAACGUGGUGGAGGCUUUACAGGAGUUUUGGCAGAUGAAGCUGACCAGAGGGGCCGACCUGCGGAACGGAGCUCUAGUUGUUUAUGAAAUGGUCCCAUCCAACAGCCCGCCAUAUGUUUGCUAUGUCAGUCUUCCUGGAGGCAGCUGCUUCGGAAGUUUCCAGUUCUGUCCCACCAAGGCCGAGGCGAGACGCAGCGCUGCCAAGAUUGCCCUGAUGAACUCUGUUUUCAAUGAACAUCCCUCUCGACGCAUCACAGACGACUUCAUCGAGAAGAGCGUCAGCGAGGCCCUGGCGUCGUUCAAUGGAAACAGAGAAGAGGCUGAUAAUCCCAACACAGGAAUUGGGGCAUUUCGCUUCAUGCUUGAGUCCAACAAAGGAAAAUCCAUGCUCGAGUUUCAGGAGCUAAUGACUGUGUUCCAGCUGCUGCACUGGAACGGGAGUCUCAAAGCCAUGAGAGAACGACAGUGUUCCCGACAGGAAGUGCUGGCUCACUAUUCCCACCGGGCUCUGGACGAUGACAUGCGCACUCAGAUGGCCGCCGACUGGGUGAACCGGGAACAGAGUGUGGCAGGCACCAUUUCUCAGGAGGUGGCGUCAACGGAGCGAGAAUUGGAGGACGCCAGGCUUGCGGGCAGAGAACUGCGUUUUUACAAAGAGAAGAAAGACAUCCUGAUGUUAGCUGUGGGCCAACUCAAUGCAGCCAACACUGCCACCCUGCCCUCGCACUAAACCUGCCGUCCGUUGCGGAAACAUGCCUUCACACUCCGUAGGAUUCCUGGUAACAGUAUUGAUCACUUUAUAGAUAUAAAGGUGCUUCGUCUGAACUUUUAGGUUUCAUAUCUUGUGUUUCGUUAUGAGAACCAGGUAAUCAGGCCUUGAAUUACAGUAUGCACACCCGUCCAUAAAACCGACACUUGCCACUAUAGCCGUUACCUCUUUGUGCCUAGUGAUUACAGGAUAACAGUGCUUUUCAAAAAUAACCUGUAAACUUGCUUGGCAUUCCAACGGACUGGGGUUUACUUGUUUUUUUCAUUAUUUCAAACUGUAUUUACUCCAAGUAGACCUACAGAAACACAGCCUGCCUUUCAUCAGUGAAUGUACGGGACAUAAGUUAAUAUGACCCAUCAAACCAAACACAUUCGAUCAAAGUAUGGAUCAUUCUGAAGUUUGUUUCUUCAUGUUUGGAGUGUGUUUGUUUGCAUAUAGUAUUUUGGACUCUGGCAAGUGAAGUUGGAAAAACAUAUGGGUCUUUAAAACCUUUAUGGCAAGUACCCUGUGUCCGUUAAUGAGAAGAAUAUCUCCACAAAAACAGUAAUAACCCUAAUGUAAAUAUGUGGAAAUUGCAUCCUCAGAUAAUACCAGAUUUCAAGUAAGCGUCGAAACAUACCUAUUGGCUCAUGUAAUAAUUUGUGGGUACUUUGCUAAAAUGUCAGCAGGUGACUGAUUGCUCUGACAGCAGCUCAGGUUAAAAAAAACAGAUAGUGAAUCAUCACUAUGUUUCUUUUUGUUUGUUAAGGCUUUUGACAGUUAUUUUAGUGUUCAUUUUAUGCUUGGUGAUCAUGACAGUAGCUGAAUGUAUAUUUUCAGUGUGCUAUCAAUGAAAAGAUCUGCAUAGUGAUGCUGUUUAACAUGUAGACGACUGAAUUACUCUUGUGAUACACGCAGGGCUGUACCGAAUAGUUCGGAGGUUCAUUCAUAACCUCGACAUUCAAAUUCUAAAUCAACAACAAUUUUUUGCAUGCUGUUAAAACCCUGUAUUUCUGCACAGCUGCAGGUAAAGAUCAGGCUAUACUAAUAUUAUUAGUAUUAUACUAUCUGUAGACAUAGAUUCCAGUGGUGACUGUGUAGGAUUGUUUCCAACUCGUGAUCCAAAUAUUUCCAGUAACUCCCGCUUCCUUACGCCACUGGAGGGGCUGCUGAAGACUUGUGGGAGGAGCUGUUGAUGAUGCCGCACAUGCCACCCACUGGCGGUGGAUAAACAGGAAACAGCUGAUAGCAGGAAUGAGCAGCUAGUAGCAAGAGGGAAACGCAAACCUGACAGACACAGUAAAGAUGAGCAACUGAGGAGACAAGGAAUUGUGCGCCCUCCUUGCCCUCGCAAACGACGAGGCCAUUAACGAGGCCGUCGUCAAAUGACGGGAACGGUGAAGGACGGGCCAACUUACGAGAGAAUCGCCGAAGGACAGACUCCCUUGGAGUACGUCACCGUUUACGUCACACACUGAGCUACACGUUUUGUUACUUGCUCACGCCCCCCAUUGCCUCCCUGCACUCCCCAGUUUUGUUUUUAUACUGCCAAUGCUGAACGAAGAUGGAUUGGGCUUUCCUGCAAAUUUGCACAAUUCCUAUUUAAAAAGGGCUAAUGGUUAAUGAUCAAUUAAUGAGGGUCAGCUAUCGGUCACAAAAGGAAAAGUAUAAAUUAGCAUCCCUAAUGUGAUCAUGUGCAAAAUUCACGUUGUUACCAAACAAAAUAUUCUGCUUUAAUUCAUAUUUGUUGGCGGACUUUCGGUACAGCCCUAGAUGCAGGUUGUGUUUGUCAUGUGCUUCAUUUAGAGGAGUUUUUAAGAGCUGUUGCCUAGUAGAUUAACAUUUAGGUCUUGAUCUCAGCAGAAACAAAGAAUAGUGAUGAUGUGGAGGUAAAAUGUGAAGGCCAAAAAAAAUGAGUGGAGGGAUCUUUUGUUUUUAACAAGUUGAUUCAUGAUGUGUGAGUCAUUGUAGUCGACACAAAACAGUCCCAGCUCUUGGUGGUUUAUGUUGUUUUGACAUACUGGAGGCAGUGCUGGUGUGUAACAGUGUAUGUAACUCGCACUUCUCACCUUUCAAAUGUUUUUAUGUUGAAGGACCUGAUUUAUACUGUAAAUGUGAUAUCUUUAUAUUUCUCUAUGUAUCUAAAAUGUAUUGAAUACAUUAUACGGAUGAAGGUGUUUCGGUGAGUAGCCUUUUAAAGACCCCAUGUAAUGGAAGUGAGAGUUUAACUGAUAAUAUGCAGCUCUGGCUGGAUGGAAAUGUGGGCAGUGAGUUAUGCAAGUUAAACAGCAGGAGGGCUCAUUCUCACUGCUGAAUGCUGGAUUGUCAACAGCAGAAACUGAUUACACUAAAUUUGGGGGAAACAAAGACGCAGAGCUGGAGUGUGAUUAAAGCCAGAUCCAGUUUUAUUAUUUUAUUGCUGUGUCUCCUCCCUGGGAUCAUUGUGCCUUCAUGAAAUUGGCAACAUGCAAGAAAAGAAAGAAAGUUUAAUUUCCUUUAAUGAGGUCUUUAAAAGACGUUAUACUCAGCUUUACUUGUUUUUGUCUUUAUGUCAUUACAUUUAAAGGUAAAAUUAUAGACACCAUGCUAUAUUACUGCGACAGUACCUUAAAGGAAUAGUCCAACAAUUUGGAAAAUUUGCUUAUUCACUUUCUGGCGGAGAGUUAGAGGAGAGGAUUGAUACCACUCUCAUACCUGUCCUUUUAAUGUAAGGCCACAGCGAGCAGCCCAUUAGCUUAGCUUAGCUUAGCAUAAAGGCAGAAAAAAGCUGAUUGCUUCGGUUUGAGUUGCUGAGUGGUGGAUAUAUUGGCAGAUGGCUGCCUUCUCUUCAGUAUAUCCUCCUGAGACCUGGACUUUUGUUUGGUAUAUGUUUUUAAUUUUGCCUUGUUAUUUGGGAUCAGUAGAACCUGAUAAGUAUAAAAAAACGAAACAUUGUCAACGAUAAUAAAGUCCCAAUGUCCUCAAACAAGGACAACAGUAAAGUCUCAGUGUCCUCAAACGAGACGUUAAUAAAGUCCCAAUGUCUUCAAACAAGUACUUCCUAAUUAAAAGUGUCUUAGCUUGUUAAUGUUGCUAAGAGUGAUAAAAUGUGUUGCCAUAUCAAACCACAAACAUCACAAAAAAAACAAGUUUCAGCCAUAAAAUGUGAUCAGGUUUUGGACCUUGUCUACUUUUGUGUCAGGAUCGGCUGCAGACUGACUUGGCAGAGAUGGCUGCCAUUUUGUUUUUACAUGGAUUAGUGUAUUGUGCUCUUACUACCACUAGAUGGCACCAAAAAGUGUCCACAAAUGAGGACAACAGUUUUAAGUUAAGUAGAAUGAAGUUUAAGGUCAAGUAAACCCAAAAUGUGAUUUCCUCAUACGAGGACACAGGGUCUCAGGAGGAUAUAGAACUAGAUGGCACUGAAAAACUCAUCAGCAAUGUCUCAUGAUCUGGUUACUCAAGAUAAUCCACAGCCCUUGUUGUGAGCAGUUUUAUGUAGGAACCAUUUUCUUGUUACGGAACUACAUUCGCUAACCAUAUCACUGCGCAGAGGGAGGUGUGUAUUUAUUGCUAGCUAAUGUUGCAGCUGCACCAACACCAUUAAUCAUUACAUCAAAAGCACAUGCCUCUUUUCAGUGAGCAGGUGCACGCUUUCCUCUGUGGGUGAUACAGUUGGUGGGUGUAGUUUAGUAGGAAGAAAAUAGUUACAACAUGAAACUGCCGGAAAGAGACAUUACUGAUGAGCUUUCUUGAAUUAACUUUUUGGCACUUUGAGCACCACAAGCCGAGUGCCAUCUAGUUCUAUUAUAUUUGAGAGAAGGCAGACAUCUCUAUGGCUGAUAUCAUCAACACUCUGCAACUUACCCCAAAACAAUAGCACUACAGGAAAGAGGAAAAAUGUGUAUACUUGAUUUUGGGGUGAACUGUCCCUUUAAUAUUCACAGUACAUACAUGAAAUUGGUAUCAGUGUUUUCAUCUAACUCUCCACCAGAAGGUGAAUCAACAUGUCCCAAAAUGUUGCACAACUCCUUAAAUAUGUUACAUGACAUUAGCUUAUGAAGGACUUAUUAAACCUUACUACCUUUGGUAUACAUUUAUAUUCAUUUUAUAUUCUUUGUUUGGUACUCAGCUUGCAAAAUAUGUGUGCAGCACAAGGAGGAAUAUAUUUUUUUCUUCUUGAAAAAGACCCUGCAGCUCUUUUCAGUGAAUACUGAAAAAUUAAAUUUGAACUUUGAACUGAUGGAGCAAAACACUUUGACCUCACAAUUCUGCACCUCGAACCCUGCUAAUCUCACAUCCUCCUUGUUUUCUGAAUUCAUCAGUGAUUUUUUUUUUUUGGUCUCAUGAUCCAGUUUGCUAAGAUUUACAAAGCUGAAAUGUAAUUAGGGAGAAAAACCCAAUGAGUAUUUAAAUGGGCUGAUUACAGAGACUGAAGAUCUUGAAUUUAUUUUUAUUUUUUUGGCAUUUUCUCCCUAAUUCAGAUGCUUAUUAUGUGUUUGAUUUUUGACCACAAGCCAUUAAUCUCAGAGCUCUCCUACAACUGCCUUUAACCUUUCUUUGUGAUCAUUAUCAAUGAAGGCUUUUUUAAACAAUAUAUUUUUUUUGCUAUCCAUUUUAUAAACAAAAAAAAUCUUGGGCUUUUCAUCCUUUGGUUUUGAUGCAUGAUGUGUUGACUAAGUUUUGUUUUGAUAUGUUUCAUAUUCUUUACAGUAUUGUUUUAUAAAAGUGUUUCUGAAGGCCCUUAUUGUAUGUAUUUUCUAUGAACAUUUUGUAUUCCGUGUUUAUACUUUUAGUAGAUUUCUAUGAUGUAAUAAAAUGGCUCAUACAAAUGUU
This is a messenger RNA of Epinephelus moara (kelp grouper), 6119 nucleotides long. RefSeq names its product limb and CNS expressed 1 like (gene lix1l). Gene Ontology annotation, biological process: autophagosome maturation. Lineage: Eukaryota; Metazoa; Chordata; Actinopteri; Perciformes; Serranidae. Gene Ontology annotation, cellular component: cytoplasm. The transcript has 6 exons. Bases 216 to 1286 code for a protein of 356 amino acids. The record is from RefSeq and is a predicted model, not a curated record.